GUCCCUCUCCUCGACGGCAGCGAUGGGCUGGCGGGGGGCUGCGCGCCUCCUCCCCCUGGCCUUCCUCGUCCUCCUCCAGGUGGACCCCCGCCUAGCCGCCUGGCUGCCCCCGUGCCAUUCCGGCUACGUCUUCGUCGUGCCCGACGGGCGGCUGAGUCCGGGCCAGGUCUCGAGCGAAG
Messenger RNA from Thamnophis sirtalis, 179 nucleotides. Lineage: Eukaryota; Metazoa; Chordata; Lepidosauria; Squamata; Natricidae. The record is from RefSeq and is a predicted model, not a curated record.